Messenger RNA from Metarhizium acridum CQMa 102, 1122 nucleotides. RefSeq lists its product as uncharacterized. NCBI's taxonomy places the organism in Eukaryota, Fungi, Ascomycota, Sordariomycetes, Hypocreales, Clavicipitaceae. The record is from RefSeq and is a predicted model, not a curated record. Gene Ontology annotation, biological process: lipid metabolic process.
AUGCAUCUUCUAAACCCGUCCAAAGUCAUAGACUUAUCCCUGCUCACCCUCCUCUCAGCGGCAGUUGUCCUCUCCGCUCCCGCUCCUGUUGGCCCUGCUGCUCCUUGGCCUACAGAUGACAAAACCCUUGCGGUAAUCGACAAAUAUUCCCGCUACUCAGUCGCAGCCUACUGCGAGAAACUAAACGGCGACUCUGUCAAUAACAAAGUAUGCACCAAUAAGAUCCCGGGGUACUGCGGCGAUCUCGCGGAUGCCGUCACCGUUCAUCAAUUCCACGCCACCAACUCCAUCUCUGGCAACGUUGCCGUGUCCAACAAGACCCAGUCCAUCGUGGUGAGCUUCCGGGGCACUGCGAGUGUUAAAGACAUCUUGACAGACCUCAGGGUGAAAUUCAAGGACCCGAAGAAGCACCUUGAACGGAUGACGGCCGUGUCUCAAGCCAUUGGCGCAGUUCCUCCCGCCGCAUCCCCGGGUGACACUGACCCGGUCCUUCCUCUCUGCAACAAGUGCCGAGUCCACGCAGGAUUUUGGGACGCCUUCCGUGGCGUCAAAGACGUCCUGAACAAGGUCGUCAAGGAACAACGCAAGCAGCAUCCCGGCUACCAAGUGGUCAUCACGGGGCACUCUCUAGGAGGAGCAGUGGCCUCCAUUGCUGCUGGGUAUUUCCGCAAGAGCGGCAUCCACGUUGACGCAUAUACUUACGGCUCCCCCCGGAUAGGCGACCCGGCCUUUGCAACGUUCACCUCCAGCCAGAAGAACGGCCUCACGACGCGCGUUACCAACGGCCGCGACCCGGUUACCGUGGUCGUCGGCAUUGGUUAUGGGUACGCGCAUACUACGCCCGAGUAUUGGUUCCCCAAGAGGGUUGAGCAGCCCAGGAAUGUCAAGAUUUGCGAGGGCGUGCAAAACGUGAACUGCUCUGGGCAAUUCUACAUCAACCCCUGGUACGUCGGGGACCAUUCCAGUGCCAAGUAUUCGAGAGGUUUUGAAGCCUGUCCCGAACAGAAGAAGUUGGAGCCGGAAAUGUCGCAAGCUCAGGCUUUUACCGAGGCAGAUGUUGAGGAGUGGAAAAAGUUGGGAUUCGUGGACGACGUGGAUCAAAUCAAGGCAGCUCAGCUGUAG